GCUCGGGCCCGCAGUGCGAGCGGCGAGAGCGCACGGAGACGCGACGCGGUGCCGAGGGGAGCGAGCCGGCGCCUCAGUCUCCUUCCUCUCCCUUGCCCUCGUCUCGCCGCCCUGUCCUGCCCGCAGCCGGACCGGAACUAUGUGAUCCGGAAGUUCCGGUGCCAUUGCUGUGUGGGAUAAACAGUAAUGGCGGAGGCUGCAGCUCCCGGAACAACAGCCAAACCAUCAGGAGCAGGAGCGGCAGCGGCGGCGGUGGCAGCGGGCUCCCCCACCCCUAUCCCCACAGUCACCUCCCCGUCCGCGGGGGCGGGGGGCGGGGGAGGCGUCGGCGGCGGCUGGACGAAACAGGUCACCUGCAGGUAUUUCAUGCACGGGGUGUGUAAGGAAGGAGAUAACUGCCGCUACUCGCACGACCUCUCCGACAGCCCGUACGGGGUGGUGUGCAAGUAUUUCCAGCGAGGGUACUGUAUUUACGGAGACCGCUGCAGAUAUGAACACAGCAAGCCACUGAAACAGGAAGAAGCGACCACUGCAGAUCUCACUGCGAAAUUGUCCCUUGCUGCAUCCUCCAGUCUCUCAUCAGUAGUGGGGCCGGCUGUUGAAAUGAACCCGGGCGAGGCUGAGUCAAGAAGUCCGAACUUUGCCACUGUAGGAGCAGGUUCAGAAGACUGGGUGAACGCCAUUGAGUUCGUUCCCGGGCAGCCCUACUGUGGCCGUACUGCCCCUUCUUGCACUGAGGCGCCCCCGCAGGGCUCAGUGACCGAGGAGGACUCGGAGAAGGAGAAGGAGCCGCCAGCCGGGCACACGGAGCAGCAGCUGUGCCCCUACGCAGCAGUCGGAGAGUGCCGCUACGGCGAGAACUGUGUGUAUCUCCAUGGAGACCCCUGUGACCUGUGUGGGCUGCAGGCCCUCCACCCCGUGGACGCGGCCCAGAGGUCACAGCACAUAAAAUCUUGCAUCGAGGCCCAUGAGAAGGACAUGGAGCUCUCGUUCGCCGUGCAGCGCAGCAAGGACAAGGUGUGUGGCAUCUGCAUGGAGGUGGUCUACGAGAAAGCCAACCCCAGCGAGCGCCGCUUCGGCAUCCUCUCCAACUGCAACCACACCUACUGUCUCAAGUGCAUCCGCAAGUGGAGGAGCGCUAAGCAAUUUGAGAGCAAGAUCAUAAAGUCCUGCCCCGAAUGCCGGAUCACAUCUAACUUUGUCAUUCCAAGUGAGUACUGGGUGGAGGAGAAAGAAGAGAAGCAGAAACUCAUUCAGAAAUACAAGGAGGCAAUGAGCAACAAGGCGUGCAGGUAUUUUGAUGAAGGACGUGGGAGCUGCCCAUUUGGAGGGAACUGUUUUUACAAGCAUGCGUACCCUGAUGGCCGUAGAGAGGAGCCACAGAGACAGAAAGUGGGAACAUCAAGCAGAUACCGGGCCCAACGAAGGAACCACUUCUGGGAGCUCAUUGAGGAAAGAGAGAACAGCAACCCCUUUGACCACGAUGAAGAAGAGGUUGUCACCUUUGAGCUGGGCGAGAUGUUGCUUAUGCUUUUGGCUGCAGGUGGGGACGACGACCUGACAGACUCUGAAGACGAGUGGGACUUGUUUCAGGAUGAGCUGGAAGACUUUUAUGACUCGGACCUAUAGCAGCGGUGUGCGGCACGGAGGGGCCCGCCGAGCCCCGGCCGGGCAGCGGGGCGGGGCCCGCGGUUCUCUCCCGGGUGGGCCGAGCCACUCCAGGUGCUGUCGGAGUAACUUCCACCCAGGGCCUGUCUUCUCGACCCCUCACCUUUCCCCAAGGAGUAUGUUGUUUUCUCUGGUUAAAAAAGUUACAAAAAUAAACCUUCAAGUUAGUUCUUUUUCCAUAACAUGAAUUUAACUGUCAGACAGCGUAGGUUUGUCGCAUCUGUUUUCGGUCAGAUUCACGCAGCCGGAGGGCACUGUCGGUGGACCUGCCCGCACUCACUCCCAGGACCCCGGGUUCGGAAGUCACACCGUUGGCCCUACUCUGGUGUCCGAGAAUAGGGGUGACGGGUGAAGGAUCUGGACUGCGGCGAGCGGCCUUCGGCCACAGGCUGAGAAGGCAGAUACUUGAGGCUUCCGGUGAAAUCUCCCACCUGUGUUUUGAUGUCUGUUCCCUUCCCUGCGGCUCCCCCCCACCCCCGCCCGCCCCGUGCACUUGUUCUGUGGUUUGGGUCUCUGGUUUAAUUGCACACAAGUAAUAAACUACUGGGUAACCAUAACCAGGUGUGAAUGUGUUUCGAGAUUUUUUUUACUGUGUUUACGCUAUGCUAGGAAAAUCAGUGAGGACACGUAAAAGAAAUGCAGAUUUGGAAGUUGUCUCCUGGGAGCCGGCCGACUCGGCACGUGUGCAAGCGAGCGUGUGGCCGGCCGGUCAUCCCUGCGUAGGCGCGGUGUUCUUGGCCCUCUGGACAGCAAGGAAGCCUGCUGUGGCGGCUCUGGCCCGGCGCGGUGCGGUGCACAGCAGCGUGUCUGGCUGUCGGGAGGGCAGUGCUGGCCUUGUCUGGCUGUGAGUAAGGGGGCUCGGCCACAGAGGUCAGAACGGCCCGGUUGUCCCACCUGUUAACGCACACUGGGUCCGGGACACACGGGUGUGUUCAACGCUUACGCCUUUCCGGUACAGGCACUUUCUGACGAACCUUUGUCCCCGUUCGGGGAGUUUUGUUGUGGGUUUUUGUGUUUGUUUUGUGGGUAUUGACCUCAUUCCAUCCUUGUGUUUGGCAGGUAGACAGAUGAGAUUCCAGACUAUGUUUUAAGGUGUUUCUUGUAGUGGAGUCAUUGGUUUGCAGUCAUAAGUCGUGCUUUUCCGCUAGAAGUGGGGGGCGGUAACCCACGAGACGAGCUGAAUCGUUACAAUUCCUUGAUUGGGAAAUUUAGCUUGCCUCGGGUUGCUCUGUGCCCUGGACAUCACCUGGAGGUGCUCCUGAGCUGUCCCAGCUACUGCUCCGGUUCCUUGGGGCCCACCCACUCUUUUACCUUAAGAGAAAACAAGUCAUUGUUAACAGUUGUCUCUGAAUUUUACAGCUGCCCUUUUGUAAGAAGCACUUUUCCCAAAUAAAACAAUUUUAAAAACC
This is a messenger RNA of Phyllostomus discolor (pale spear-nosed bat), 3077 nucleotides long. It is a transcript of the gene MKRN1, whose product is annotated as makorin ring finger protein 1. Gene Ontology annotation, biological process: protein polyubiquitination. Bases 187 to 1629 code for a protein of 480 amino acids. NCBI's taxonomy places the organism in Eukaryota, Metazoa, Chordata, Mammalia, Chiroptera, Phyllostomidae. Gene Ontology annotation, molecular function: metal ion binding; ubiquitin protein ligase activity. The transcript is spliced from 8 exons. The record is from RefSeq and is a predicted model, not a curated record.